AUGUCUGACGAUAACAUUGGCGAAAAGCAGAAUGCUUCUACUGUUCUGCUCCCUAUGUCACGCGAUGAAUUCGAGAAGCUCUAUUUGAGUCCUAGGAUCCCGACUGCGGGUAAUUUGCGACGUACCUUCGGUAACCCGACGCCAAUUUCGUUAAUGGGGUUCUUGCUUGCUGCGACACCUGCGGCGAUGUUGACGAUGGGGUGGCGGGGGCUGGUGGCCAGGGUGGUGCGAUCUUGUGAGUUCCAUACGGUGACUAGAAAUCUUAGACCGGUAUAUAUUUUCUUUGGAGGAAUUGUCCAGAUCUUUGGAGCAGUGGGCGAAUGGAUCAUUGGGAAUACCUUUACCUGUGCUCUUUUCUUCACCUAUGGGACUUUCUGGAUCGUUCAGGGUACAAGCAUGAUGCCCUUCUUCGCUGUUGGAACCAACUACUCGCCAACGGGAAACUCAUUGGAAGGGAUGACCACGGCUGAGUAUAGUGCCACUGUUGGAUUGUAUUUCGUGAUCCUUGCCGUCAUAACCUCCGUCUAUCUCGUUUGCUCCAUUCGAACUAACGUUUGCCUUUUCCUGGCCUUGUUCCUCCUUGUCAUCACGUUCUCUCUGACGGCUGCUACUUUCUUCCAAGCUGCGCUGGGCAAUGCUAUUCAAGCUGCUAGGCUUCAGACGGCGGCUGGCGCAUUCAAUUUUGCUUUGUGUUUGCCGAUCUGGCAUAUCUUCAUCGCUCAGAUUCUUGAUGCUGUUGAUUUCCCCAUAUCGCUCCCUGUGGGUGAUUUGAGUACUGUUGUCCUUGGGAAGUCUCAAAAGGCGAGGAGACGGGAGGUGGAGACACAGUGA
Penicillium maclennaniae is the source of this 831-nucleotide messenger RNA. Its product is annotated as putative plasma membrane ammonium transporter (Ato3). The record is from RefSeq and is a predicted model, not a curated record. Gene Ontology annotation, molecular function: acetate transmembrane transporter activity. Gene Ontology annotation, cellular component: plasma membrane. The coding region runs from base 1 to 831 and encodes 276 amino acids. The transcript is spliced from 4 exons. Lineage: Eukaryota; Fungi; Ascomycota; Eurotiomycetes; Eurotiales; Aspergillaceae.